CAAUAGAGAAUACAAUGUAGCCACUCAGUGUCAGCCAAAUCCAUGAUAUUAACACAAUCUAAAGAGCAAGGGGAGUUUCCAAAGUCAUCAAACCCGUCCAACUUUCUCAUUUACAGCUAUAGACCACUGAAAAUGGAUCCUAUUAGGGCUGCUGUUCCUUUGCUAUGGCUUUCCCUGUGCUUUGGGAAUAUUCUGGAGGCAGCGGUACUUGGAUCAUUGCAGUACCCCUCCGGUGCGGAUGAUAACGGGCUUGUUUCACAUCUGGAUGAGCGGAGUCGCAGAGAGCCGACAGCGGUGUCCAGGAAAGACCCUCCGAUAAAUGAUACUAUCGUCCCCCAUGAGUAUAUGGUAUCUCUAUACAGGACACUAUCUGAGAUAGAGAGCAGAGGGCUUAACAGCAGUGUUCCUCGCACCGCAAGACACGCCAACACGGUGACCAGUUUCGUGGAUCAAGGAAAAGAUCACUCCUCCUGGGGAAGUGGCCAGCGCUAUCUCUUCGACCUCUCCAGUCUGUCCAGGACUGAUGAGCUUGUGGAGGCAGAACUGAGGAUCCUGAGAAAGCCACUGUUGGAUCUCCUUCCUGUGCUGACAUGGGGCAGGAAUCUUUACCGCCUCCUCCUCUACACUUGUUCGUCUGAGGGGAACUCUGGGAGACGGCUGCUGGAUUCCAGGACAGUCGACGUUCUGGAUGGCGAGCCUCCCAAAUGGGAUGUAUUUGACGUGUGGGCAAGCGUGAAGGCUCGACGAAGGAGCCACAGGACAGCAGCGAGCAACGACCUCCUUGUGGCCUGCUUUGAUCUGCUGGUCGUUUCGGAGUUGACCAAAGAGGCAGCCAACCCUCUUACAGUAGGGCUGGGACGCCAGUCUCGGCAGCCCCAGGAGAGGGCCUUGCUGGUGGCUUUUUCUCGCACCCGCAGGAAAGAGAACCUGUUCAAGGAGAUCAGGGAGCAGAUAAAGGCAGUGCGAGGAGACAUGGGUUUUCUGGAUCCUUUGGACCUCUCUGGUGACGUGGUUGGUCACCUAUCCAGGCGUCGCAGACGCCGGACUGCCCUGACCAGCAGAUCUAUAGGUGGAGCUGGUGGGGGAGGAGGAGGCGUCGGUGCUGGAGGAGGUGGAGGUGGAAGGAGUGGUGGAGGCAGCGGGCGCAGGAAGACUCGAUGCAGCCGCAGGCAGCUCCAUGUCAACUUCAAGGAGUUGGGCUGGGACGACUGGAUCAUCGCACCGCUGGAUUAUGAGGCGCACCACUGUGAGGGCGUGUGUGACUUUCCGCUGCGCUCACACCUGGAGCCAACAAAUCACGCCAUCAUUCAGACACUUAUGAACUCUAUGGACCCUGACUCCAGCCCUCCCAGCUGCUGUGUCCCCUCCAAACUCAGCCCCAUCAGCAUCCUCUACAUUGACUCUGGCAACAAUGUGGUCUACAAGCAGUAUGAGGACAUGGUGGUGGAGAGCUGUGGCUGCAGGUAGCAUUGCGACAGAGGGGGAUGUCUGAUUGUCUUGUCGGAAAAUCAAUUGGUGGUUUGAUGCGCUUGUUAACGCAGGCCUCCCCUAUCUCUCCCCCCUAAACCAACUGUAUUUUGUGAUUUGCUGAAAAAAGUCCCGACAAGUAUGCUCAUUACUGAUCUGCCUUAACUUGAGUGGAACAUAAUCUAAUUUGCUGCUUAAUUUAUUAGAAUUUGUCAUUGAGCUGCUAUUUAAUUUCAUGAGCUCUUUAGCAUUUCUUUACUCAUAACAUGCUCCGGCUCUCUCUCUCUGUCCUCUUGGCUCUGCAUGUUGUUCGAUGCUGUCAACUUUAGUAAAUAUCCCAUUCUUAAACAACUGCUAUGCUUCUGACUUUGGUUCUAUUACAUUACUUUAGUAAUCCAUUUAUGAUAAAGUGUAUAAAACAUCAGCCCUAGCUUUAAAUUUGCUGAACAGCAGACAGAAUGAAUUGAAAUGAACAAAACCCCAGACUUCUAGCGUUAUGAUAACAGCGUUAGAGUACAUGUGUGUGCCUAUAAGAGAGGCAUGGGAGUAAAUUAUUUGAUAUCUUUAACUAUCAGAAGGCAUUGUAAGACAGUUUUAGUUCCACUGAACUGCUCCCACUGUGCUUGCUUUUAACUAAAACAACAUUUCAAAUGUAUGGGAGGACACAAUCAAAAAGGACUUUUGAAUAUUGCAGUUUGCAUCACACAAGACCCUACCGUCAUCUCUUGGACAUGUUUUAGAUAAUGCUGCUGUCAGUAUUGAAAGAUCUGGACAUUGUUAUGCAUCUCUUUAGCAAGACAGAAAACGUCUCCCAUUUAUCGAGCUGUCUGCUGUAGAAACCUCUGUCUAUGAGCCCAAGUUGGAGGAACCGUGAUCUUUAGUUAGGGAUAUGCUAUAGGACCCAUUUACACAGUUAACUUAGAAAAAUAGCUGUGUCACAAUGCAUUUGCUUAUAUCACUCUAUAUCAUUACUAUGCAAAGAUCAGAGGUAUAUGAUAUGGAACAUUUAAGGUAUGAAUGAAGGCGGUAUGAAUGAAGGGCGACAAGGUGAAUUUGAAGCAGAUUUUUAUGGCAUGACUCCGAUUUAUUAUUGCUUGCAACUGAGAAAUUUCGUUUUUUUACAGUAGGCUUUCUACUACAGCUGGUAAUGUACAUGACUUAAACAAGCAGAUCCCGUGCUAACUUUGAUUGAUAUGGCGAUUCAUUCCCCUGUCAACAGCACAGAACCUAUAGGCUAUAUAAUGUCCAUAGGAAUUCCUUGUCAGGGAAAUGGAACAUUGGAAUUCACCAUUUAACACUCCAGGUACUGAAUUAUAAGAGCACAUGAUUUUGCUAAAUACUAUUGAUCAAACAGCAACAUGUGUUGGUCUUUGGAUGUAAUUUCCAUCUAUUCCAUUUUAUUUUAGAGUUCAGUCCAGAGUGGCAUGUUUGCCUGCUGGUCUAAAUACACUAUAUAUACAAAAGUAUGUGGACACCCCUUCAAAUUAGUGGACUUGGCUAUAUCAGACACACCCAUUGCUGAAAGGUGUAUACAAUUGAGCACACAGCAAUUCAAUCUCCAUAGACAACCAUUGGCAGUAGAAUGGCUUUACUGAAGAGCUCAGUGACUUUCAACACGGCACCGUCAUAGGAUGCCACCUUUCCAAAAAGUCAGUUUGUCAAAUUUCUGCACUGCUAGAGCUGCCCCGGGUCAACUGUAAGUGCUGUUAUUGUGAGUGGAAAUGUCUAGGAGCAACAACGGCUCAGCCGCGAAGUGGUAGGCCACACAAGCUCACAAAAUGGGACCGCUGAAGCGCGUAGGGCGUAACAAUCGUCUGUCCUCGGUUGCAACACUCACUACCAAGUUCCAAACUGCCUCUGGAAGCAACGUCAGCACACUAACUGUUUGUCUGGAGCUUCAUGAAAUGGGUUUCCAUGGCAGAGCAGCCGCACACAAGCCUUAAAUCACCAUGCGCAAUGCCAAGCCUCGGCCGGAGUGGUGUAAAGUUCGCCGCCAUUGGACUAUUGGGCAGUGGAAACGUGUUCUCUGGAGUGAUGAAUCACGCUUCACCAUCUGGCAGUUCGAUGGACGAAUCUGGGUUUGGCAGAUGCCAGGAGAAGGCUACCUGCCCCAAUGCAUAGUGCCAACUAUAAAGAUUGGUGGAGGAGGAAUAAUGGUCUUGGCUCUUUUUCAUGGUUCGGGCUAGGCCCCUUAGUUCCAGUGAAGGGAAUCUUAAUGCUACAUCCAACAAUGCCAUUCUAGAUGAUUCUGUGCUUCCAACUUUGCGGAAAAGCGAGGUCCAUACAGAAAUUGUUUGUCAAGAUCGGUGUGGAAAAACAUGACUGGCCUGCACAGAGCCCUGACCUCAACCCCAUCGAUCACCUUUGGGAUGAAUUGGAACGCCGACUGCGAGCCAGGCCUAAUAGCCCAACAUCAGUGCCCGACCUCGCUAAUGCUCUUGUGGCUGAAUGGAAGCAAGUCCAUGCAGCAAUGUUCCAACAUCUAGUGGAAAGCCUUCCCAGAAGAGUGAAGGCUGUUAUAGCAGCAAAGGGGGUACCAACUCCAAUUUAAUGGCCAAGAUUUUAGAAUGAGAUGUUCCAUGAGCAGAUGUCUACAUACAUUUGGUCAUGUAGUGUAUGUUUGUGCUUUAGCCAACUCUUCUCUGCCGUGUUUGUUCAUUGUCAUUCCAAACAUACAGGUAUCACAGCAAGAAAUAAGUUAUUACCUGCUUUUCAAAGGUGGUAAUUAAGUGUAAAUUCCCCACUGUAUAUUAUUUCACAAAUCCCAGUGGAAUCACAUUAAUACAAGGUAACUAAAUAUGCACAGUCAACACAUAGGAAACAAAACCACUUGCAAAGUGUAAACUAGGCACAGAUCAUAUGUGGUGUCCCUAGGAGAGAACUCCCUUGCAGAUAUUUCAUAGUAUUGGUGAAAGAGAUCAGCCUUUUGCAUCACACUCUCUCUGUAAUAUAUUUAACACUGUUUGUGGUAACGUCAUAUCACUGAGUCUCAGUUUAAAUGUAAUUAUAUUUCCUGUAAUUCCAAGUCAAAUUCAAACAAAGAUUCUAGAAUAGAAUUUGAAAUGACCAACCCAUUCUGUCUGCAUUGACCCCCGUGUGGUGUAUCAAGAUUUAUGUACAUUUAGUUGUAUUUCUUCAAAUAGAUAUAUUCCCAUGUUUUGGCACAAAAGGCAAAUAGUCGAUAAUUUAUGACUACAGACUAGUGCAUUUCUAAGUACAGGAGUAUUUGUACUGAUAUACAAUAUGUGAGUCAAAUGUAAUGUACUAAUUAUCAUAUUUGAGUGUUUGCUUCUUUUGUUUGGAAUUCUGUUUGUUAAAAUAUUUCAUUUAAUUUCUAACCAAAAUCCAAAGCAGCUUUCAUGCAUUUUGUUCCACAUGUUUUAGUCCAAACCAGAGAUUGUUUACUUUUUACGGUUUUCUUUUACGAUUAUGUUAAACCGAUUUGGUUCUUUAUGAAUUAAAACAAAAUCCUGCAAAACGGACUAUAGUGGCAUUUUGAACUAAGGACUACGCUCAAAAACAACAAGAAAUUCUCUGCUUGUGUUAUAUUUUCAAACAGCAGAGGAGAUUUAGUGGCACAUCAUUUCCAGGAGGCCGAUACAUGGCUAUAAUGCAACUCUCCAAACAUCAUUGAAUUCACCUAACAUUCAUUGAUCAAUAGCAAUGUUUGAAUCAAUUUUCCAGAGUUUUUAUUUAAAUGUAAACAUGAAACUGCCCAAACAUUAAGAAAAAGGGGGUGUAAUGAUACAACUUCCUGUAAAUUCCUGUUGCACAUAUUUUCGAUGGAAACAUGAUUACUAUCAAAGUUACCCUCCUUUUUGAAUAUCUUUUCAACUGCAGUGACAUUCUGCUCAGUGGAAAAUAGUUACCAUAAGAGCUUCUUGAUUAGCGUGUAUACCCUUUAUCUAAAUUACAUCAAUACGGCAAAGGAUAAUAAAACAAAAGUGGCAGGCAGAAAAUAAACCCCAAAAGCUAAUUUAGUCCAGAGAGUAGCUCCUCUGGUAUGCUAUGCCUUGAUAUUAGAUACAUUUGUAUUUUUUCCACUUUGUUUGUGUGCGUGUCCUAUUACAGCUACUUUGUAUGACUGUUUUUUUUCUGCUUCUUUGUGAUCCAUAAUGCCAAACACAUUUUCAUGAAAAUGGCAGGACAAGGAAGCGAUUGAGCUGUUCCAUACUUCAUUGCAUGUUUACUUCAGCAAGCUUGUCUUAGCAUGUCCAUUGUCUUGAAAUAGUAUUCCCCCUGCACAGUUGUUACAUUUUGUUGCACAUUUUGCGACUGAAAAUCUGUGGCAAGACAGAGUUUGCUGUAAAUCAACGAUCCCCAUCCAACUUGACAAAGCUUGAGCAAUUUUGCCAAGAACAAUGGACACAUGUUAGGAUUGGGUGUUGAGUGUUGUAAAGAUCAUUGGGGGAAAAUGCCUCAAAAUCCUAGACUCUAACGCAACAAAAGGUGAAAGCUGUGCAAUGGUUAAGAUGGAUGUUGUUUCAAGACUCAUGGAUGCUUCACGAGUACAAAGUGUUGUUGUGAACAUCUGACCGACUCCCGGGUCGGGAUCUGCAUGCUUGAUUCUAAUUUAACAAUAUCAUCAGUUGCGGUUUGACCUGGGCAAUGUUAAAGUUAGUAGCUGUUAACACUGACAAAAUAUAUUUUGAGUUUUGUUUGUGUAAGAGCAUUGGUUUGUUAUUGAAUUGGGAUUCUGAUAUGAAAUUCACAGAUCUUAACAACAUCUAUGCAAUGUGUAUUUCGCCAUAAGUCUGCUUUAACCUAAUCAAAUAUGAUGUCUUCCCCAUGCUUUUCAAGGGAAAUUCAGAUAAAGGUAACUUUUUCCUUUUCAUUCUCCUCCUUUCCACAUUUAUUGAUUGGAUUUAUUGAAUAUUAGAGAGCAUUUGAUUUCUGGCAAGAAACACAAAUUGUAUGAAAGUCCCCCACAUAUUUUUAAAGACAUGUAAGCUUCUGUAUAAAGAUCAUUGUACAAGUGAAAGCUUGGUGAAGUUCAUAUUUUGUUGAGAAGGGAAAUGUUUGAGAUUUAACCGUUAGACGGCCAUUAGUUUUUUAUGUGUUCAUGUAAAAUGCACUGUGUGUAUGUAUGUAUGUAUUCUAUGGGUUAUAAAGGUCUGUACAUAAUGUAAAUGAACUGUAAACAGCUCUUUUCUCUUUUGGAAAUAUUUUAUAGUAGUAUAUAUUUGAAAAAGUAUAUGUAAGCACACUUUUUAUCCUCAUUUUAUGUUCACCAGUUUUUUUUGUAAAGAUUAUUUUAUUAAAUAUUGUAUUCAUAAUAAUAUGAAUAAUCUUCCUUUGAGUCUUCCUGUAAGUGACUUUGAGAGCCUACAGGUAAGAGCAAAAACUGUGACAACCACGGUCUUCCCUGUAUAGCACUAGCUAGAUUUGAAACACAGACUUUUUGACCUUGGGACAAAAAUAACCCACACAGUGCCUUCAGAAAGUAUUCACACCCUUAGACUUUUAAAAAGUUUUGUCGUCUUACAAAGUGGAAUUAAAAUGGAUUAGUCCUUUUUUGUCAAUGAUCUACACAAAAUACUGUCAAAGUGGAAGAAAAAAUAUAUUAUUUGUAAAAAAAUGCAUGUAAAAUAAAACAUAAUAUAUCUUGAUUAGAUAAGUAUUCAACCCUCUGAGUCAAUACAUGUUAGAAUCACCUUUGGCAGUGAUUACAGCUGUGAGUCUUUCUGGGUAAGUCUCUAAGAGUUUUGCACACCUGGAUUGUACAAUAUUUGCACAUUAUUCUUUUUAAAAUUCUUCAAGCUCAGUUAAGUUGGUUGUUGAUCAUUGCUAAAGAGCCAUUUUCAAGUCUUGCCAUAAAUUUUCAAGCCGAUUUAAGUCAAAACUGUAAGUAGGACACCCAGAAACAUUCAACUCCAGUGUAUAUUUGGCCUUGUGUUUUAGGUAAUUGUCCUACUGAAAGGUGAAUUUGUCUCCCAGUGUCUGUUGGAAAGCAGACUGAACCAGGUUUUCUUCUAGGAUUUUACCUGUGCUAUUACGUUUAUUUUUUAUUCUAAAAAACUCCCUAGUGCUUACCGAUGACAAGCAUACACAUAGUAUGAUACAGCCACCACCAUGCUUAAAAAUAUGAAGAGAGGUACGCAGUGUUGUGUUGUGUUGUAUUUGCCCCAAACAUAACACUUUGAAUUCAGGACAUGAAGUUAAUUUCUUUGCCACAUUUUUUGCAGUUUUACUUUAGUGCUUUAUUGCAAAUAGGAUGCAUGUUUUAGAAUAUUUGUAUUCUGUACAGUGUUCCUUCUUUUCACUCUGUCAUUUAAGUUAGUAUUGUGGAGUAACUACAAUGUUGUUGAUCCAUCCUCAGCUCUCUCUUAUCACAGCCAUUAAACUUUGUAACUGUUUUAAAGUCAACAUUGGCCUCAUAAUGAAAUCCCUGAGCGGUUUCCUUCUUCUCCGGCAAUUGAGUUAGGAAGGACGCCUGUAUCUUUGUAGUGACUGUGUGUAUUGAUACACCAUCCAAAGUGUAAUUAAUAACUUCACCAUGCUCAAAGGGAUAUUCAAUGUCUGCUUUUUUAAUAGGUGCCCUUCGUUGCGAGGCAUUGGAAAACCUACCUGAUCUUUGUGGUUGAAUCUAUGUUUGAAAUACACUGCUCGACUGAGGGACCAAACAGAUAAUUGUAUGAGGUAGUCAUUAAAAAAUCAUGUUAAACACUAUUAUUGCACAAAGUGUUCAUGCAACUUAUUAUGUGACAUGUUAAGCACAUUUUUACUCAUUAACUUAAUUAGGUGCGCCCUAACAAAGGGGGUUGAAUACUUAUGGACUCAAGACAAUUCAGCUUUUCAUUUGAAUAAAUUUGUAAACAUAUCAAAAAACAUAAUUCCACUUUGACAUUGUAGGCACAACAUCAUGUGGAAAAUGUUGAGGGGUGUGAAUACUUUCUUCAGGCACUGUAGUUGUUGUUGUGGGAUUUGGAAAUGAAAUGAUGUAAUUUUGUUAUAAACAUUUGAGGAAGGCUGAAAAGAAGCUACUGUAUCAAUGUCAAAACAAAACAUAACAAAGGGAAACAAUAAAGGGACUUUGUAAAAUUA
Messenger RNA from Salvelinus fontinalis (brook trout), 8511 nucleotides. RefSeq names its product growth/differentiation factor 6-A-like. Lineage: Eukaryota; Metazoa; Chordata; Actinopteri; Salmoniformes; Salmonidae. The transcript is spliced from 2 exons. Gene Ontology annotation, cellular component: extracellular region. The coding region runs from base 43 to 1467 and encodes 474 amino acids. Gene Ontology annotation, molecular function: cytokine activity; growth factor activity. The record is from RefSeq and is a predicted model, not a curated record. Gene Ontology annotation, biological process: BMP signaling pathway; SMAD protein signal transduction.